AUGUUUGAUGAAGCAAUAUUUAAUAAAGAAAUGUUUAAUGCAGCGAUGUUUGAUGAUGAUAAAAUAAUUAAUGAAGAGAUGUUUGAUGAAGAGAUGCUUGAUGAAGUAAUGUUUGAUAAAGAAAUA
Molecule: messenger RNA, 126 nt
Organism: Racocetra fulgida
Lineage: Eukaryota; Fungi; Glomeromycota; Glomeromycetes; Diversisporales; Gigasporaceae
Source: the annotation of a GenBank genome assembly